Molecule: messenger RNA, 2049 nt
Organism: Uranotaenia lowii
Lineage: Eukaryota; Metazoa; Arthropoda; Insecta; Diptera; Culicidae
Exons: 3
Coding region: 1-2049 (682 amino acids)
Molecular function (GO): catalytic activity
Source: RefSeq, a predicted model, not a curated record
AUGAACAAUCCUGAAAAGUUUGAUACACUCAAAGAUUUUGUAGAUCGCUGUUCGAGUAACAUUGACAUCAUUGUGGUGAGCGAAACAUGGGUUAAAUCUGGAGAUUCACAAAUGUUCACUCUAAACGGAUUCGAUGGAAUAUUUUCCUGCCGUGAAACAUCGCAUGGGGGACUAGCCGUAUAUGCACGUAGUGACCUGAACGUUGAUACUGAGGAAAUAGAAGAAGAUGAUGGAUUUCACUACAUACGACUUCGUCUUCGCUUGGGUAACGGGCCAUUAUCUCUACAUGCUGUUUACCGUCCUCCUGCAUUCCGCUUUGCCAACUUUGUCGAGAAGCUUGAAAGCAAGUUGUCCCGUAAUAGUAAGCACCCUAACUCAAUCCUCCUGGGUGAUACAAACGUGCCAGUUAACCUGUCGAGCAACAUAGUCGGCGAGUAUCUCAGGAUUUUGGAAUCACGCAACUUGUUUGUUGUCAACAACGAGGUCACGCGGCCAGCCAGUGGGAAUAUACUCGACCAUGUUGUAUGUUCACAGAGCAUCAUCGCUUCAACAAUGAAUGAGACAAUCUGCACGGAUAUAAGCGACCACAACAUGAUUGUUACCACGCUGUCGAGCAGUGCCAACAAAGAUGUCCAAUUCUUAAGUAAGAGCAUCGUCAUCCACCACCAACUAAACGCAGAAUUCGCAGAAGCGUUGCAGAACAUUCCGUCGACAACAUGCGCUAACGAAAAGAUCAAACUCAUAGCCGACAAAUACAACGAGAUCCGAAAUCCAUCGCCAAAGCAAUCCUGGAAAUUCUUGAACGAAGCCCUCGGCCGCAAGUCCAAAUCGCAUGAUAAUAUUACGCUCAAGAUUGGAAAUGAAGUUCAGGUGGAUCCAGCACAAGUUUCAAACAGCAUCAACGACUACUUCUGCAAUAUUGGUCCCCAAUUGGCUGCUAACAUCGCAAGCAAUCGAGACAUUCAACAGUACAAUUCACUUCGUUCGCAACCAUCGCCUUCCUUGUUUUUGAGACCGGCAACCGUCUCAGAGGUACUGUUAGAAAUCAGCAACUUAGAUUCCAACAAAUCUCCUGGUGCUGACAAUAUUACCGUGGACACACUAAAAACACAUCACUUGGCGCUCUCCGAUAUCCUGACAGAUAUCUUUAAUGAAAUAGUCGGAACCGGAGUUUAUCCCGACGCAUUGAAACUAGCCCGAGUAACUCCUAUUUUCAAGUCCGGAGACAACUCAGACGUUUCAAACUACCGUCCCAUCUCAACGCUCUCAGUAUUGAACAAAAUCCUGGAAAAACUUCUCGUCACCAGGAUAAGUGAGUACUUAUCGAGAUACGACCUUAUCAGCCCGCGCCAGUAUGGAUUCCGAAAAGGAUGCAGCACAUUAACAGCAACUACUGAACUCCUGGAAGAUGUAUAUGACGACCUGGACAAUCGUAACUACGCCGGUGCCCUGUUUUUGGACCUAAGGAAAGCAUUCGACACAAUAGACCACGCCUUGCUGUUGCAAAAAUUGGAUUGGUAUGGCAUACGAGGACACUCAAGUAGCAAAAAAAUCAUUACUACGGGAGUACCACAAGGGAGUAACCUAGGUCCGCUGAUGUUUCUAGUUUUCAUCAACGAUCUUCCACAACUGAACCUACAUGGCAAAGUCCGGCUCUUUGCAGAUGACACCAUAAUAUCAUAUAGUCACUCCAACCCCCUCCAGAUUGUGGAAUGGAUCGGUAAUGACCUGCAAGUCCUUCAGCAAUACUUCGAUUGUAACCUGCUUUCGCUCAACCUAUCAAAAACAUCGUACAUGUUGUUCAACUCCGGUCGUCGCUCCAUACCACAGCUGCCAUUAAUCCGUAUAGGUAAUACGAUUAUUGAACGAGUGCGCCAGUUCAAAUAUCUGGGAUUACUUCUGGACGAUACUCUAUGCUGGUCACCCUACAUAGAGCAACUGAAACGAACACUCGCUCCGGUCUGUGGUGCAAUAUGGAAAAUAUCAGCGUUUAUUCCUACUCACUGGCUGAAAAACGUUUACUUCGCGCUGUUCCACUCGAGGUUAUAA